Apis mellifera (honey bee) is the source of this 1590-nucleotide messenger RNA. RefSeq names its product ruvB-like 2 (gene rept). Gene Ontology annotation, biological process: chromatin remodeling; box C/D snoRNP assembly; regulation of transcription by RNA polymerase II. The record is from RefSeq and is a predicted model, not a curated record. The coding region runs from base 143 to 1531 and encodes 462 amino acids. Gene Ontology annotation, cellular component: R2TP complex; NuA4 histone acetyltransferase complex; Ino80 complex. The transcript has 7 exons. NCBI's taxonomy places the organism in Eukaryota, Metazoa, Arthropoda, Insecta, Hymenoptera, Apidae. Gene Ontology annotation, molecular function: DNA helicase activity; ATP binding; ATP hydrolysis activity.
CAUAACUUAUUCUCUAGAUGUCUCUAUAUUCUAUGCAGUAAUAAGUUUCCUUUCUAGUACAUAUUCAUGAAGUUGUGAAUUUUUAAAGUAGUUUAAAAUAUUUCAAUUUGUUGAUAGUGUAACACGUGGAAAAUCAGUGAACAUGGCGGCUGUUGGAGCUGCAAAAGUUCAAGAAGUUCGUGAAAUUACAAGGAUAGAAAGAAUUGGAGCUCAUUCUCAUAUUAGAGGUUUAGGCUUGGAUGAUAGCUUGGAGCCUCGUCAUGUAUCUCAAGGAAUGGUUGGUCAGCUUAUGGCUCGCAGAGCAGCAGGAGUUGUUCUUGAAAUGAUUAAAGAUGGUAAAAUAGCAGGUAGAGCUAUAUUAUUGGCAGGCCAACCUGGUACUGGAAAAACUGCAAUUGCUAUGGGAAUGGCACAAGCUUUAGGAAUGGAUACUCCAUUUACUUCAAUGGCAGGUUCUGAAAUAUAUUCUUUAGAAAUGAGUAAAACUGAAGCUCUGACUCAAGCUAUUAGAAAAUCUAUUGGUGUUAGAAUUAAAGAAGAAACAGAAAUUAUUGAAGGUGAAGUUGUUGAAAUUCAAGUGGAUAGACCUGCUACAGGUGUAGGUGCUAAAGUUGGUAAACUGACAUUAAAAACAACAGAGAUGGAAACAAUUUACGAUUUAGGAAAUAAAAUGAUUGACAGUUUGAUGAAAGAAAAAGUACAAGCUGGAGAUGUGAUCACAAUUGAUAAAGCUACAGGAAAAAUAAACAGAUUGGGAAGAUCAUUUACUAGAGCUCGUGAUUAUGAUGCAACUGGUUCUCAAACUCGUUUUGUACAAUGUCCUGAGGGUGAAUUACAAAAACGCAAGGAAGUUGUACAUACAGUAACUUUACACGAAGUUGAUGUUAUAAAUAGUAGAACCCAUGGAUUUUUGGCAUUAUUUUCUGGCGACACGGGAGAAAUUAAAUCAGAAGUACGAGAGCAAAUAAAUGCUAAAGUUGCCGAAUGGCGUGAGGAAGGAAAAGCUGAAAUCGUUCCAGGUGUUUUAUUCAUCGACGAAGUUCAUAUGCUUGAUAUUGAAUGCUUCUCAUUUCUCAAUCGAGCACUCGAAAAUGAAAUGGCACCAGUCGUUAUUAUGGCGACAAAUAGAGGUAUUACUAGAAUCAGAGGAACAAAUUACAAAAGUCCACAUGGUAUUCCAAUAGAUUUGUUGGAUCGUAUGAUUAUUGUUCCAACGAGUCCUUAUCAAGAGAAAGAAUUGAAAGAAAUUUUAAAAAUAAGAUGUGAAGAAGAAGAUUGUGAAAUGGCGGAUGAUGCUUUAACAGUUCUUACUAGAAUCGCACUGGAAACGUCAUUAAGAUAUGCAAUUCAAUUGAUUACGACUGCUUCUCUCGUUAGUCGACGAAGAAAAAGUACAGAAGUCAAUAUUGAUGAUGUGAAGCGUGUUUAUUCACUGUUUCUCGAUGAAAAUAGAUCUACUCAAUUCCUAAAAGAAUAUCAAGAUGACUUUAUGUUUAAUGAAAUACCGGAAGAACCAAUGGAAAUAUCGUAACGAUAGGUAAAUAAAUAAAAAUUUUGGAUGUUCAAUAAAAGUUUAUAAUUUUUUACUUA